Schistosoma turkestanicum is the source of this 1309-nucleotide messenger RNA. The record is from the annotation of a GenBank genome assembly. NCBI's taxonomy places the organism in Eukaryota, Metazoa, Platyhelminthes, Trematoda, Strigeidida, Schistosomatidae.
CGCGUGAUGAAAGCCGAGUUCCCUCGGAGGUCACGGGGCUAAUGCCUCUUCUGACAACCAGAGCAACCAUUCUUUUAGAUACAUAGAACGUUCGUACAUUGUGGGAGACUGGAAGACUAUUUCAAGUUGCGGCAGAAACGAAAAGAUACAACCUCGAGGUGCUCGGCAUCAGUGAAACACAUUGGACACAGGUAGAACGAAUGAGACUAGCUUCAGGAGAACUACUGUUAUACUCUGGUCAUGAUGAAGAAAAUGCUUUACAUACACAAGGAGUUGCACUGAUGCUGUCCAAACAUGCACAAAAGGCACUGAUAGGAUGGGAAUCUCAUGGACCCAGGAUCAUUAAAGCAUCCUUCAAAACAAAGAAACAGGACAUUACAAUGAACGUCAUCCAAUGUUAUGCACCUACCAAUGACUACAAUGACGACGUUAAAGAUCAAUUCUACGAAAGGCUGCAGUCAAUCGUCGAGAAAUGUUCACUAAAGAAUUUGACGAUUCUUAUGGGAGACCUGAAUGCCAAAGUUGGAAUGGACGACACUGGAUAUGAAGACAUCAUCGGACGACAUGGACUGGGAGAAAGAAACGAAAAUGGUGAGAGAUUUGCAAACAUAUGUGCCUUCAACAAACUGGUCAUCGGUGGCACAAUAUUCCCGCACAAAUGCAUUCAAAAAGCCCCAUGGAUUUCACCGGACCACACUACUCAAAACCAAAUUGACCAUAUCUGUAUCAACAUAAAGUUCAGAAGGACCAUGGAGAAUGUGAGAACCAAGAGAGGAGCUGAUAUAGCUUCAGAUAACCAUUUUCUGGUCGCCAGAAUGAAACUGAAGCUAAAGAAGCACUGGACAACGGGACAGACAACAUCAAACAAGUUUAAUACGGCCUUUCUUCGGGACACCGUAAAACUCAACGAAUUCGAGAUAGCCCUAAGUAUUAGGUUCCAGGAUUUGCACGAUAUACUAAAUGGAGAGGAAACAACCAUGGAGAAAAAUUGGAAACGGAUCAAAGAGAAAAUCACUUCAAAAUAACAGGAGGUUCUGGGUCACAAGAAGUACCAUCACAAGGAAUGGAUCUCUGUUGAUACUCUUGCAAAAAUUGAAAAAAGGAGGAACAAGAAGGCAGAAAUCAAUGUCAGCCAAACAAGAGGAGGGAAAGUUACCGCACAAGCUGCAUACACAGAAUCAAACAGGCAAGUGAAGAAGAACAUCAGAGCCGACAAACGAAAAUACGUGGAAGAUCUAGCAAUGACGGUGGAACAGGCUGCAAGAGACGGAAACUUGAGACAAUUGUACGAAACUACAAAGAAGCUCGC